UGACGGUACUGUGUACCAGGCUUCUGUGAUUCAGAGUAGCCCUUGGCGUCACGUCGUGUAGUGUGCUCGGAAGAAGGGUAGUGGGUGCUACGCAAUGGCAGAUCAGCUAACAGAGGAACAGAUUGCAGAGUUCAAAGAGGCUUUCUCCCUCUUUGAUAAAGAUGGUGAUGGGACAAUCACCACAAAAGAACUCGGUACUGUGAUGCGCUCACUUGGUCAAAAUCCAACAGAAGCAGAAUUACAAGACAUGAUAAAUGAAGUUGAUGCAGAUGGAAAUGGUACUAUUGACUUCCCUGAAUUCCUCACUAUGAUGGCAAGAAAAAUGAAAGACACAGACAGUGAAGAGGAGAUAAGAGAAGCCUUCCGUGUAUUUGAUAAGGAUGGUAAUGGUUUUAUUAGUGCUGCAGAGCUAAGGCACGUUAUGACAAAUUUGGGUGAAAAGCUGACUGAUGAAGAAGUUGAUGAAAUGAUAAGGGAAGCUGAUAUUGAUGGUGAUGGACAAGUUAAUUAUGAAGAAUUCGUCACAAUGAUGACAUCAAAAUGAAGUGACAGUUCAAAGUUGACAGUGGUGGAGAAGAAUGCUGAAACCAAGAAUUAAUGAACCUGCAUUUCUGCUUUCCAUUUAACACUUCUUGACAACACUUCUUGACAAGAGUAACUAAAGUGGAAAGAAGCUUGAAUCAGUUCAAUGUAUCUAAGUGGUUGUAUAAAAGAAUUAAUGAAUGAAAAUUUUUGUGUAGUUUUCUUUCAUGUAAUGUUUUAUCCCCAAUGUGCAGUUUGCAGUUUUAUUGAUCAUAUAUUCAAAAUUGUGUGUGCAUUUCAACUGGAUUCAUGCUGUGUAGUUCUUAAGUACUUAAUGCUACUUACAGAAACUCACCUAUUUGUCUUUCCUAUAAAGGUAACAACAGUGUUACAGAAAUCCUUUCAUGAAUGUUGGUCAUUUGUGUAUAUUUUUAAGUACUUUUCUAAACCCAGUGCUGCAGAAAAAAGUGCUGUGGUGAAGGGGUGGUUGUUCCAGCCUCUGACAUUCCUUCAGUAGCUUGUACAGUGUUUUUUGUGAUAUGUCCUACACUUCUGAAAUGUAAUAUGGAGUCAAUGAUAUCAGUGUAAUGGGCAGUUUCUCGCUUCACUGAACUUCCUUCACAGCAUCACUGCCUACUUCUGCUGCACUGAAUGUAAAAGACAAAAUUGAUCUGUUCCUUCAUGUGAGGUAUUGUCUGACAGUUUUCAUUCCUUUCCCAGUCUGAGAUUUUUCGUAUUGUUAGUAUAAACAAUGAGUAUGUGUUAAAUCUUUAAAACUAGAAUACAUAUUUGUAAAUUGUCUUCAAUAAAGAAUUUCAUUUAUUGUGUAUCAUGUAAAACUGUUAAUAGUUAAUAUAUCUUGAUUGGAUUCUUAACCUUCAUUCCUAGCUAUCUUGCAAAUUAGUUUGGAAAAAUGUCGGAAUACAACAUGCUUGGCAGGCAGAACCUAGAUUCCUUCUGUCCUAUCUCAGAGCUAAAAGUGCAAUGCGUUGUAGAGAAGUUGUACAAUAAACUAUUACUUUUUGGCUGUGAA
Messenger RNA from Schistocerca nitens (vagrant locust), 1555 nucleotides. Its product is annotated as calmodulin. Bases 95 to 544 code for a protein of 149 amino acids. The record is from RefSeq and is a predicted model, not a curated record. Lineage: Eukaryota; Metazoa; Arthropoda; Insecta; Orthoptera; Acrididae. Gene Ontology annotation, molecular function: calcium ion binding; enzyme regulator activity. The transcript is spliced from 4 exons.